Cygnus olor (mute swan) is the source of this 2125-nucleotide messenger RNA. RefSeq names its product coagulation factor II thrombin receptor (gene F2R). Gene Ontology annotation, biological process: positive regulation of Rho protein signal transduction; phospholipase C-activating G protein-coupled receptor signaling pathway; blood coagulation. The coding region runs from base 635 to 1852 and encodes 405 amino acids. Lineage: Eukaryota; Metazoa; Chordata; Aves; Anseriformes; Anatidae. Gene Ontology annotation, cellular component: membrane. Gene Ontology annotation, molecular function: thrombin-activated receptor activity. The record is from RefSeq and is a predicted model, not a curated record. The transcript has 2 exons.
GCACGGACCGGAGCUGGGGAGGGACGGACGGACGGACGGACGAAGGGAGGGAGGGAGAUAGGCAGCCGGCGGCGGCCAUGGGGCUGCCGGCGCUGCUCUGCGCCCUGGCCGUGCUCAGCUGCCCGCUCUCGCCGCCGCCCGCCGCGGCGCAGGCCGGUGAGUGGCCCCGACGGGGGAUGCCUGGGGGGGUCCUGAGCCUCGAGAAGGGGGGCAUGGGGGGGUGGGCUCAGGUCAGGCCGGAGCGGAGGGAAAUAAAUGAAUUUCCCGCUGGCAGAGGGAAAUAAGCGGCAUGUGCCCGCGGGUACCCGGGGCAACGGGGUUCUGCUUUCUGGUUUUAAUUAGGGCUGGCUUCCUUCGGCCAUUCACUGCGCUGCGCCCGGUUUGUUCUCACAGCCGCGAGAGCAGGCUAGCACAUGUCAGGCUGUGUAGAGUGGUGUCAGCCUUGUUGUUCGGCGAGAGAACUGCUUUGUUUAUUUACUUGGGUAAAAGGCAGUGCCAUGGACCUGAAAUACACAGAUUUCAGAGUGACACCGUGCCACAGGUGAGGUGAUUAAAGAUGAAGAAGGAUUUAUAAUUGUCCCAUGGCUGAAAAGAUGACCUAGCAAUAGCAGAAUAUGGAAGGUGGAAAGAAGAGAUGAGGUUGGUGAGGUGUACUGCCUACAGAUACAACAGCAGCAGCCCAAGGGCCAGAGCUUUUCUGAUACCUGACCGUGGUGACCCUAUACCUAUGGAAGACAUUGAAAGCAGUGCUGAAAAUGAGUCAGAAUUUCGAAUAGGUUCCACCAACCAGACCAGAUCACCUCCACGUGAACAACGAACUGUGUCAGUGGAAACAGCAAGAUACCUCACUAGUCCAUGGCUGACCCGUUUUGUUCCUUUGGUUUACACCUUAGUGGUUGUGCUGAGCCUCCCUCUGAAUGUUACAGCCAUAUUCGUGUUUCUGAAAAAAAUGAAAAUCGAAAAGCCCGCUGUAAUAUACAUGCUGAAUUUGGCCCUUGCAGAUGUACUGUUUGUAAGUGUGCUUCCCUUUAAGAUUGCUUAUCAUUUCUCUGGAAACAACUGGUUAUUUGGAUCUCAAAUGUGCCGCUUCAUCACUGCUGCUUUCUACUGCAACAUGUACUGUUCAAUAAUGCUUAUGACAAGCAUAAGCUUUGAUCGCUUCUUAGCAGUGGUGUACCCCAUGCAGGCCCUUGGCUGGCGUACAUUAACACGUGCCACAGUGAUUUGUUUCAUCAUAUGGCUUGUAGCAAUAACUGGGGUUAUACCUUUUCUCAUCAGAGAGCAAACCAUGGAAAUACCCAACUUAAAUAUAACAACCUGCCAUGACGUGCUACGGGAAUCCGAACUUCACAAAUACUACCUUCACUUUUUCUCCAUCUUCUCUUCUGUUUUCUUUAUAGUGCCAUUUAUAAUAACUACCAUCUGUUACGUGUCUAUCAUUUGGUGUUUGAGUUCUUCUAAUAUUGUUGCAAAACAAAAUAAGAAGACACGUGCCUUGCUUUUGUGUGUGGCGGUUUUUUCUGUUUUCAUUAUUUGUUUUGGACCAACAAAUGUCCUCCUAUUAAUUCAUUAUAUCAAUUAUUCAUAUGACAACAGCUUAGAGUAUCUCUACUUUGCCUAUCUCCUGUGUGUUUGUAUCAGUAGUGUUAGCUGUUGCAUCGAUCCCCUUGUUUACUACUAUGCUUCUUCUCAGUAUCAGAGACAACUUUUCAGCCUCAUCAGUUCUAAAGGGACUUUAGAUCCUAACAGUAGUAACAGCAGUGGCCAGUCAAUGUCUACCAAUAGCAGAAGGGGUACCUGCUCUACUAAUGUAAAUAACAGUGUCUACAGCAAAUUACUAGCAAUACAGUGAAAUAAUGUCUUACAUAUGCUUAAUUUUUAUACAAUUUCAGCCAAAAAAAAAAAGACUUUAUUAUAUCCAAGCUUUUGCUUAUACCAAGUUGUACAAUACAUAGUUCUAUGGUUUCCUUACAGUAAUGCACAAUCCAAAUUAUAACAUAGUACGUGUGUAUGUAUAUGUAUAUAUAUAUAGUAUAUGUAAAUAGAUUAAUGUAGAGGGAAAAAGUAAUUUCUUUAUAAUAACUGUUGAGUGUUUUGCAAAUAAACUUCCUUUUUUUCAAACAAA